AUGUGCCACUUUCAGGUCUCCUCACACUGCUGGUGUGUUCAAUUUUUUUGACAUAGGGUGCUGGCAGAUUACGGGCCUCCCAUAGCUGCUGCCAGGCCCCUAAUCUGCCAUGGGCCCCUGUACCGCCUCCUCAUGCUGCUGCCAGGCCCGUAAUCUGCCAUGGGCCCCCGUACCAACUCCUCAUGCUGCUGCCAGGCCCGUAAUCUGUCAUGGGCCCCUGUACCGCCUCCUCAUGCUGCUGCCAGGUCCAGAGUGUGUCAUGGGUCCCUGUACGGCCUCCCAUUGCUGCUGUCUCCAUCGCCACACUCUGCCAUGUGCCACUUUCAGUCUCCUCACACUGCUGGUGGUUUCCAUUUUUGUCAUAGGGUGCUGUAUGGCCUCCCAUUGCUGCUGCCUCCACCGCCACACUGUGGCUCCACACUCUGGUUUGGCCCCGUGACUGCCCAAAUGAGUGAAGUGUGCGAUGAUUCUAAGAUCGACGGCACUCAUCUGCAUGUCAUACUGACUGUCAGUAUUAUUUCUCUUCCCCCAGCAGACUCCAAGGGCAUUUAAAUUAAAGGUACAGUGUUCUGCACUAAUAUAA
Messenger RNA from Staurois parvus, 583 nucleotides. The record is from the annotation of a GenBank genome assembly. NCBI's taxonomy places the organism in Eukaryota, Metazoa, Chordata, Amphibia, Anura, Ranidae.